This is a messenger RNA of Echinococcus granulosus, 1302 nucleotides long. Its product is annotated as Serine palmitoyltransferase. Gene Ontology annotation, molecular function: serine C-palmitoyltransferase activity; pyridoxal phosphate binding. Gene Ontology annotation, biological process: ceramide biosynthetic process; sphingosine biosynthetic process. The record is from RefSeq and is a predicted model, not a curated record. Bases 1 to 1302 code for a protein of 433 amino acids. Lineage: Eukaryota; Metazoa; Platyhelminthes; Cestoda; Cyclophyllidea; Taeniidae. The transcript is spliced from 6 exons. Gene Ontology annotation, cellular component: endoplasmic reticulum.
AUGACUUCCGGCUGCAACAAUAUAUGGGAGACGAGCGUCCGCGGCUUUCUUGACGGGGUGUGCCAGCCUCUUCUGGAGGAGGAAAUGACUUCAUUUUUCGCUGACUUUGAGGACCAAUUUUCUGAGUAUACAUGGCCCCGACUCAUAUACAGUGCACUACGAGUUCCCGCUUACCAUCUUUACUUUGAAAUUUGUUUGAUUAUUGGAAUUAUCUGGCUUCUCUUCAAGCGUAGCUACAACAUCCAUGACAAAGUCAAGCUUUCUGCAGCGGAGAAAGAAGAGUUGAUCAAAGAGUGGGUACCUGAGCCUCUGGUGCCUGCCUCAUGGACUCCGCCAAAGAAACUUCUCGAGCGGUUCCACAGGGCUUCUGUUGGCCCUAUUGGGAAGUAUGUUCAAUUUGAAGGCGAAUUAGGCGAAGUGACACCUCCCCAUCUUAACGUUGCCAGCCUCAAUUUCCUUGAUUUUAUUGGAGAUGAGAAACUCAACAAAGUUGCCAUUGAGGCGUUAAGGACUUAUGGUCUUGGUGCUUGCGGUCCCCGUGGAUUCUAUGGUACCUUUGAUGCCCACCUCACGUUGGAAAAGGCCAUCGAGUCCUUUCUUGGUGUCGAGGAGGUGGUUCUCUAUUCCUACGCUUUCUCCACCAUCGCCAGUGCCAUUCCAGCCUACGCCAAACGCACAGACCUCAUCUUUGCUGACGAGGGAGUCAGUCAGGCUAUCCAAGAAGGCCUUCGAGCCUCUCGUAGUACUAUCCGCUACUUCCGGCACAAUGAUAUUAACCACCUGGAAGAGCUGCUACUAGCCCAAGAAGCUGAGGAUUCCAAUGAUCUGUCUCGAGCUUCGCAUACUCGACGCUUCCUCGUCGUGGAGGGUCUCUACCUCGAUUACGGUGAUAUCUGCCCACUGUCCCAGUUGGUCGACUUGAAGUACAAGUACAAAGUUCGAAUUAUUUUGGAUGAAUCCAUCUCUUUCGGUGUCCUUGGAAAGGCUGGACGUGGCGUGACUGAACACUUCGGAAUCAAUGUGGAGCAUGUGGACAUCAUAACAAGUCGGUUCCUUUUCCGCAUUUGUGAAAUUGAGGGGAGGCUCUUAGUUCUGAGAGAUUAUGAGAAGGGAAAUACGCAGGGCGGGGCGGUAUCCUCUCUUUCUCACUCCCUCUCACCCUCAAGUGCGAUAUGCGAUCUCCUCACAGAUGAAUCUUUUCGUACAAGCGCUCGGGCGCAUCGUAUGCUAGCCGGCUUUCAGCAAGUGAACACUCAUGUCUGCCAUCCACCACAUGCACUCGAGGCACUGUCUUCCGGUUAA